AUGGUGCUUCGGAAAGACGAACUCGAAAUACAGCUCAAAAACGAGAAUGAAUUGAUCAAAAAUGGCGUACUGAGAGAGGAUAACCCCUUGGACCAGUCUGUUGAGUUUGAAGCCUUUUUGCUGGCUUGCAGGAGGGGUGACCUGAAGACGUGUCAAGAGCUAAUCUCGGCGGGUGUGAACAUCAACGGCAAGGACCGCUUUGACUACACCCCCCUGAUUAUUCUACUCCUGGAGUCCGGCGCUCUUGCUGAGAGGAACACGUUCCAAGGAGAGCGAUGCAUCUACAACGCCCUCAAUGACAGGAUACGGAAUCUUCUUUUGGAGUAUGACUACUCAAAAUCGACGGAUCCCUUGCAACCAUGGGCAGGGCAUAUCACCAGUCUCCUCUCAAAGUACGUCCCGAAGACGACGGACAUCAGCUUGAUUGCGGCUGCGCAAUCCUUCGAUUUGCACAAGUUCCUCCUCGCGGCACGGACACCAUACUUCAGGAAGAAACUAUCUGAUGCACCCGAAACCACGACAUGGAAGCUCCCGACCACUCUCCCGUUGGAGUCCUUCCAGGUCGCCCUCCGCUAUCUCUACCUUGGCGAAGUACCAAGAGACGUGGUCAACCCCCGGAGCACCGUCACGGAAGAGGAGGUUCUCACCGGUGUCGAUAAGCUGAGCAAACAUCUCGAGAUCGAGCAGCUCUGGGAGGCGAUUCUCGCCGGCAACGACCGCCGUCUCGCGCGUCAGAGGUACGAGGACGAGGUGAAGCGCGCGCAGGGCCAGGUCGAGCGGUUCUACCGUGAAAAGGUCUUGGGUCACAAGAUGGUAGUGGAGACGAAGAGGGUAGGUGACGUGAAGUGGCGGCAUGACAACUCGAUAUUCGCCGACUGCCUUCUCUGCGCGCACGAGCCUGAGAGCGACGAGACAGAGAAUGACACAGAAGACGGCGACGAUGUCGUUCAUCUCAACGGGAUCCCACUCGGCCCGACUACCAACGGCGAUAAGCCAAAGCGAAAGCCUAGGAAGUCAGUGGUGUAUCCCGUGCACAAGGCGAUGCUCAUUCGCAGCCCGUAUUUCGAAACUAUGUUCUCCAGCGAGUUCAAGGAGGCGCAAAACUCAGAACACCUCCAUGUUGUCACGGUGGAUUGUAUGCCUGAUGUCCUCGAGAUUGUUCUCACCUAUCUGUAUACCGAAAAGGUCGACUGUCCCCUGGAGCUUGCCCUGGACCUGCUGUACACGGCCGACAUUCUCUUCCUCGACAAGCUCAAGACCAAGGCGGCGCAGGCCAUCAGCACCCUGGGAAGCGGCAACAACAACGUAUGGGCCGAUCGCACCCACGCCUCGGCGGAGCGGGAGGACCAGCUCGAGAUGGAACCUAUCAACAUCUACGACGUGAUCCAUGCGGCCUGGGACUUGAGGGUGCAGCGCCUAGAAGAGUUUGCAGCGCGGUACCUUGCCGAUCGGCUGGAGGACUACAUUGACGAGCCCGAGUUUGCGGAGCUCAUCAAGGAGAGUGCGGAGAGACUCAAGAACCGCCAGGAGACGGAUACCAUUGAGUUGCUGGACGAUAUCCGGUAUUACCUAGGCGAGCGUUUCCGCUUGCGCUUCGAGGACGCCAACCUGGAUGAGAUGAUGGACGAGGAGGGUGAAAUCAACGCCGCCAUGACGGAGACUAUCGCCGCACAGAGCGAGCAGCAGGUCGACGAAAAAGAUGACCUCGUUGCUACUCCCAAGGAAGUGUCACCUGCUGUGGACUCUGCGAAGGAUGGCGAAGGCGAUGAAGGCGUCAAAACCCUGGGCGGUGAGGUGGCCGAGGACGAGUUCGCGUCAGAUGCGAUCAACUACCAGAUAUUACUUGGCAAGAUCGACACGAUGCUGGAUCGCUUGAAACUGGACGCGUAG
Colletotrichum spaethianum is the source of this 1890-nucleotide messenger RNA. RefSeq names its product ankyrin repeat-containing protein. The transcript is spliced from 3 exons. Gene Ontology annotation, molecular function: protein binding. The record is from RefSeq and is a predicted model, not a curated record. Gene Ontology annotation, cellular component: ubiquitin ligase complex; cytoplasm. Bases 1 to 1890 code for a protein of 629 amino acids. NCBI's taxonomy places the organism in Eukaryota, Fungi, Ascomycota, Sordariomycetes, Glomerellales, Glomerellaceae.